This is a messenger RNA of Juglans regia (Persian walnut), 1568 nucleotides long. RefSeq lists its product as uncharacterized. The record is from RefSeq and is a predicted model, not a curated record. The transcript is spliced from 4 exons. The coding region runs from base 210 to 941 and encodes 243 amino acids. Lineage: Eukaryota; Viridiplantae; Streptophyta; Magnoliopsida; Fagales; Juglandaceae.
CACUUUUUGUAAAGCGAAUCCUUAGGGCAUGCCACAACUGCUCCCUUCGCUGCAUCACUCUCCUUCUCCGACUCGGCAUGUGGAAUGUUUUGAAAGAGGGUUCUGAUUUACCCGAUAACUGUUAAACGUACAUGAUCGCGAUUGCUCGGGAACACAAAGGUGAUUGUUGACUCACUCAUUUGUGCUUGAAGCUAAGAGGCAUUUCAAAAAUGGCACCUACCAUCAGGAAGCGCCCAAUCGCACACCAAGAUGAAUCCCUUGAUGUGUGCAAUGAGGAUAAUAGGAGGGCUCUGAGGGAUCCUGAAGCCCUUGUACAUGCGGCCACACGGCUACUCAAGGAUUUUACCAACGGACCAUCUGUGUAUGCUGGACAAGCACAUUCGGGAAGUAAGUUUGAUCAGUUCUGCCGCCUGCAUCCCCCUAUGUUCAACGGCAAAGCUGAUGUUAUGGAGUCCGAUAACUGGAUAAGCAGGUUGGAGAAGAUUUUUUGGGCCAUCGACUGCACCGAGGAGCAGAUGGUUGAAUUUGCCAUGUACAAUCUGGCCGAUGUGGCUGAUGUGUGGUGGGUCUCCACCAGAAAGCUGAUAAAGCAAGAGCUUGGUGAAGAAACCCCAAUUACCUGGACACGAUUUAAGCAGGUAUUCAGGGACCAAUUCUUCCCUGAGGUCUUUAGAGAGGCCAAGGCCCGAGAGUUUGCUGAUUUGAGACAAGGCGAUAUGUCAGUUCAUCAAUAUGCAUUAAAGUUCAUUGAACUUUCACACUUUGCCCCCUAUCUGAUCCCAGACGAGUCACGGAAGGCUCAGAAAUUUGAGAGAGGACUGCAUCCACAAAUUCUUGAUAGAUUAAUCGCACCGGAGUUAAGGAAUUUUAAUGCGUUAGUGGACAGGGCAAUGAUCGUAGAGGAGUAUCUGCAGUCGAGAGAGGCAAGAAUUUUUCUUUAAAUCACAUUUUUGGUAGUCCUAGCAGUCAAGUAUGGACAGACAAUCUUAUUUUGCUUGCUUAUUAAAAAAAAAAAAACAGAAAGUAUGGACAGACAAUCUGAGUUGCAGUAGUAAUGAAUGUGCCUAUAAGCAGUUUUGUGUUCUGAAAUUAGCUAAAUGUAAUAAUGUAAUCAACAUGGAAAUUGUUUUGAUACCUUGCUGACCGGGCUAUUAAGCUAUGAUCAUCGGCAGUGCACAACCAUCAAGCCGAUUGCAUACCGUGAUGACGGUCAUGCGGUGGAGGAAAGUCCUGCAGGGGCGACCUGAGAACACAUUUACUGGACAAAUGAACACAAGCAGAAAGGGUGUCAUGUCAAUAAUAAGAAUGCCCACAUGCAUGUAAUCUCAUGUUGCCCCUGUAAGGCUCAUCCACCUUUAGUUUACAGGACUUUCUUGCCUCUUUCCCAACAAUUUGGUGAUGUCAAUGGAGAAAGAUAUUCCAUGUUAUAUAGCCACAGCAACACUUUUAAUGUUAAAAUUUGGUUUGUUUGGAGGAAUUAGAGUUUGGCGGGAAAAAGAUGAUGAGGGGAGAUGUAGAGGAAGUGAUAUUACUUCAACCCAUCAAUGAGAUACGUAAUGUUUACUCUA